UGGACCACCACAGUAUUGCUUAAUGGUCUGUAGAAAUCUAGCAAAAGAGAAUAAGUGCGGAAAGAAUAAAAUGUAACUCUUCUUUUGCUUUCAGGAGAGAGCACAUAUUAAAGGGAUAGUGUUGGGUUAAAUUAGAGUUUUUAAAAGUUCUAACUGAGCUAACAGCACCUUAUAUUAUUAAAAACAAACUCCUAUAUUUUUUAAAUAACCCUCACAUUCUUAUUUAAUCAUCUUACUUUGCAUUCCUCUGAGCUUGGACAAUGCAAAUAGGCUGGUCAACUUUUUUUUUGUCAGACUCCAGUCAAUGUGAUACAUCAGCAAAAUAGUGCAGUGUUUGGGUUAGAAAUAUCUCAAAAUCUUAUAACAACAAACUGUUGUCACUGGAAUGUUUUGUAACUCAAUGGAUACAAAUCUAUUCACUUUUGUUCAAUAUGGGUUUUGUAAUCUAAAGUUCCACUAAAAUGAAAACAAUAACUUUAAUUAGGUAAUUAAUUUAAAAUGAUUUAAAUUCAUGUCUGGGACUGCAGCUGUCUCUGGAGCUCCAGUUUCGUGGUUUUUAUAAUUAUUAAUCUGUUUAAUAAGGGGGUCUUUUCUCCUGUUGCUUUGGGAGGUUCACAUAAAGGGGAAACAGACUGUGCAGGGGAGAGUGAUAUAGACGAGAAAGGAAAUUCCAUCAAAUGCACCAAGUCAAUUUUUUUUUCUUUAAUUUUUCAGUUAUAGUAACUGAAAUUUUAAGACCAGGAGAGACCACUAACUAGUUUGAGUAGAUGAAAUUCAACGUUGAUAAGUGCAAAGUAAUGCACAUAGGAAAAAUUAUCCCAACUACACAUAUGUAAUGAUGGGUUCUAAAUUAGCUGUAGCGACUCUAGAAAGAUCUUGGAAUUAUUGUGGAUAGUCCUCUGAAAACUGCGGCAGCUGCAAUCAAUGUGCAGCAGCAGUAAAAAGGCUAACAGAAUGUUAGGAACUAUUAGGUGUUGGAGAAUAACAGAGUUCUCACUUUUUGUUUGGGUACAGCAAGGCAGAUACUUUAUUGUCUUUAACAAUUGCGUAGAGGGAGAGAGCUAAACAGGUCUCUCUACAGGUAAACAAUUACAGCAAACCUUUAUACCUUUCAUUACAGACAAUAAUAAGCAACAGCUGCAUUUUGUUUAUACAUAGGCCAUCUUGAUAUUUUAUUUUUUUUACUUGUUUUGACUCUAGUCUACAUACAAUAUUUUCUACACAAUAUCUACACAAGGUCGCAACAACUUCUCACACAGUUUUUUUCCACUCGCCUCACACAAUCCUUGCUUCUACAAAUCUCGCGUUAUUAGGGUUACAGUUAGCCUGACUCUUGCUAACGAACUGUCAUGCAUUGCAUCCCCUUUCUGUCAGUUCUUUCUCUGCUUCCACAACCCCCCCUUUUGUACUACUAGUACAACAAACAUUUUUAAAUUUUUAUUUGCAUUAAAUUUUGGAAUUUAGAUUUUAUAUUAGGUGCUUUAAUUUUAGGGGUUUUGAUUGGAUAUAAUGACAAUGCAUGAUGAGCAUGGACAUGAAAGGUAUUACUAUUAUUAUAUUUUUUAUAACAAUAACAUAAUUUUAAACUAACUAAUAGCAAUACAAGCAAUAAUAUUUUUAUAGCAAUAAUAUGAUGGGGUUUUUGUAUAGUUUUAGUUAUAAAGCAUAAUACAUUAUAUUUAGUAUAUAAAAUAGACACUUUAUAAGCUGUAUGAAAGGCAUAUUUUUUAACUUGAUAUAUAUUUUGAAGCAUGUGAAUUUGCUUUUGUAUUUUAGAGAUUUUUUGAACCUUUGGUAACAGUGAAAGCAAAUUUUGAAAUUGAUUAGGUACUAAACUAGUUUAAUUAAAGGGUAUUUGGAACCUAAGGAUUACUUGCAAAAUUUUAUUUGCAGGCUAGUAAAUAAUAUGAUUGCCUGCAGUGGUAAUGAGAUUAAAAUAUGUUUUGCGAUGUGGUGGCAUUAACAUACAUACAGCUAUUAUUAGCUUGAAAAAGUAAGUGUUUUGUUAGGGUAGUUUUUUGUUUUUUAUUUUUUUAGCAAAUGUAGUUAUGAAGAGUAACAAUUGCUUUUGGUUUUAGUUUAUGGAUAUAUUGAAGCUGUGGGGGUUUUAACGGCCAAAAUGUUUAUUGAUUUUUUUAAUUUUAUUUAAAUGUUAGAUGUAAUUUUAGGAGCACUGACUAUAGUUGCUUGGGCACAUUCUCACCCAAUAUUCUGCUUCUAACCCAAAGUGAUAGAAAAUAAGAGAGAAGAUACCAUAAUGCCACUAUAUAAAUCCAUGAGGCAUCCACACUGAAUACUGUAUCCAGUUCUGCUUGUCCCGUCCAAAAAGUAUACAGACGCUCCCCAACUUCCAUUCUGGAACGCCUUGCAACUUCCGAACUUCCUUCACCACCAAAGACAGAGACACAGCAGUUCUGCCAAAAUCAUUAAGUCUAGAACCUUUGCAGACUGGAAAUUCCCUGCUUCUUCAUUCUCUGGUGGCAGCCUUCUUCUCUAGUUAACGCCUUUGUGGAAAUGAAGAGAGAUCCUAUGAAGCUGUUUCUGUGGCUCUUGCUGCUCAUCUCUGAUGUUUUGGCUUUCAGAACUGAGAAACCGGUCGGAGAAAGGGCUGUUGAGCUAAUGAAGCAAGCCCCUCUAAUUGAUGGGCACAAUGACCUUCCAUUACGACUGAGGAUAUUGUACCAAAACAGACUAAGUAAAAUCAACUUAAAAAUUCUCAACACCACACGCACAAACAUUCAGAAACUUCAGUCUGGCCAUGUCGGAGCUCAGUUUUGGUCGGUGUAUGUUAUAUGCAGCGCUCAGAACAAGGAUGCUGUGCGUCUGACCCUAGAGCAGAUUGAUGUUGUCAAGAGGAUGUGUCAAAGCUAUCCAGAACUUGAACUUGUUAAUACUUCUCAAGGUAUUGCUGAUAGUAAAAAUAUAGCAUGCUUGAUUGGAAUAGAAGGUGGCCAUUCCAUUGACAGCAGUCUCGCAACGCUAAGGAUGUAUUAUGACCUGGGUGUUCGGUACAUGACUUUAACGCACACCUGCAAUACUCCAUGGGCAGAAUCUUCAUCAAAGCAAGUACAUAACUUUUAUCCUAAUCUGAAUGGUCUGAGUUCAUUUGGCAAAGAAGUGGUGAUGGAGAUGAAUCGCUUGGGGAUGAUGAUAGAUUUAUCCCAUACAUCAGACUCCACAGCAAGAAUGGCUCUCCAGAUCUCCAGAGCACCAGUCAUUUUCAGUCAUUCUUCAGCCUUCUUUGUUUGUAACCACUCAAGAAAUGUUCCUGAUGAUAUUCUUCAGAGUUUGGAAAGGAACAAUGGAAUUGUGAUGGUGACUUUCUAUACAAAGGUGCUGGCCUGUGGAAGAAAGGUGGUGAAUGUUGCAACUGUGGCAGAUCAUUUUGACCACAUAAAGAAAAUUGCAGGUUCAAAAUCAAUAGGAAUUGGUGGUGACUACGAUGGAGUGGAUCAAUUCCCUGAAGGAUUGGAAGAUGUUUCGAAAUACCCUGCAUUGAUUGAGGAACUUCUGAGAAGAGGUUGGACUGAAAGCGAACUGACCGGGGUUUUAAGGGAAAACUUCCUCCGGGUUUUCAAGGAGGUGGAAAAAGUGCGGAAUGACAGUAGAUCAAUGAAUGAGAAUGAGGAUGAAAUCCCACAAAGAGAGGUGCAAAAUUCCUGUCGUCUGGACCUAAGCAAUCCUCCUCUUCAGACAUCUGAUACGCUUCCCAUUUCCUUUGGAUCUGCUUCUGUGGUACAAACUUUCGGUCUAAUGUUCAUUAGUGUAAUAUAUAUAAUACUGCAUUAACAAUGCACAGAAACCUGAUGGGUCAAAAGGGUUAUUGAAUACACAUACCCAAACAGACAUUACAUGUAGAGUGAACUGCAAUGCAAAUGGAUAAAAUCUUCUGCUUAGCUACAAAGCUGUACCUCCAAGAUGUGUGAAUAGUAUUAAACAUAGAGCAUCGUUUCUAUAAACCUACCUACAUAUGGCUUUAGCUUAAGUGUUUAGGUAGCAAUGUUUGGAAUACUGCUUGGUGCUGAAUACUCUUGGAUCCACUGAUGUCAAAGGAAGCUGGUAAUGCCCAGAACCUCUCGUCAGAUCCUGUACUACGUACAAGGCCCCUUGUUUUCAGUUUUUAUUUUGUUUAACAUUUCCUGGGAAUUUCAGUGUUUAUUACAAAAAAAUUAAAAACCUGGAUGAAAAUGUGUGCAGAAAAUUAACUUCAUGGUUUUCUGGGUUAGUAAGAAAAAGCAACAGAGAAAAGUAGGAAUAUUGAAAAGUAAAAGCAGCUCACGCUGUGAUUUAUUUCAUGAACUGUAUGUAAACACUUGCACGUGUAUGCGUGUGUAUCUUUCACUACAUUUGCCUUACAUUAACAGACAGCCUUGCCUAAAUGUAAAUGCAAACUUAUUAUUAACAUAAACACGUCACCU
Molecule: messenger RNA, 4418 nt
Organism: Emys orbicularis (European pond turtle)
Lineage: Eukaryota; Metazoa; Chordata; Testudines; Emydidae
Product: dipeptidase 2-like
Exons: 11
Coding region: 2515-3789 (424 amino acids)
Biological process (GO): proteolysis
Molecular function (GO): metallodipeptidase activity
Source: RefSeq, a predicted model, not a curated record